UGUAUAUAGCGACUUGAAAGUCAUUGUACACACAUAAAUACAUGGAUCAGGACACCUUUCUUGUCCGCGCUCGUUGCGAUGGUAAUCCUUAUUUUAGAAAUAAUUGAGCCUAAUUGUUUGCUGGUUAUUCCCAGACUCCAUGAAGCCUGUACGCGGAGGCUUUGCUCUCAUUUGUCAUCGCCGAUUUUCCCGCUCUGUUGGUUACAAUCGUUGGCUCGUUCCGGCCCCUAGAACGGAAACAAAAGACCAGCAGCGCCUCAAUUUUUUCAUUUCCCGCGUCCGCUGGUUCCAUUUAUACUUAACCUUCAAACCAGCUAAAAGCUCCGGGAAGAAUCUUCUCUUCUUGAAAUAGCAAUCGGCCGAAUGGCUGCCCCGUACAUACUGGGACCCAAGUUGAUCGAGGCGGACGGAUGCGGGCGACUUUGUGCUGGCGUGCUCUGUAGGGGGUUGGUCUUUGGUUUGAAGACUCAUUUCGGGUUGCGGUUGAACUGUUACCUGUCCGCUCGUAUAUACGGGUGGGGAGGCCGUUGUACGGAGUAUUAUGCUAGGAAUCCAAGCGUAUUGGACGGGCGGAAGAGCGGGCGCAACGAUGGAAGAAGUUUUGGGAUGGUCAGGAACGUGCUUGAGGGCGUGUUGGGCUGGAUGGGGCUGCUGCAUCCAUCGCUGCUGGGCUUGUCUCUGAAGGCAGGAUGAGAUGAGAAAGCCUUGCAGCCGUGGUUUGGCCUCAUGGGGGAACAACUGCACGGCCGGGAGGCUGAGGUGUUGUCGUUGGCUCGAUCCCCACCGCGACAAACUCUUCCCGGUCCAGACACUCCAUGAUGGAUCGCCCGGGUUUGUUGGACAGCGAGGAACAUCGGUGCCGUUGAGCACAAAGUCACUCCACAAUGAAGCUUCUCCCUGCAGGCUUGUGGCCAGGUACUUCUCUCGCCGCCUCGUUUCUGUAUCUUCGAUGUACCCAUACCCAUUCCGUCCCGCUUUGGCAUGCUACCUGUCAGCCCUGGCUCUCAGACGGAAAGGAAAGGCUCAGAUCGUGUCUUGGCCGAGAGAGACGGUAAGGAAAAAGGCAAGAUUUGACGAUUUCGCACCAAAGUAUCCAUGAAACGCCAAACUAGCCUCUUUAGAAUGCACGUAUGCACGAAUCGUCCGACUGGGCGAGAGAAUCCCACCGACCCGCCGACCAAACGUUCCAGACGAUGGUGUAGUUUGACGCUGCGAGUUUUACCAUGCACGAUGACGGAUUCUGCCGGUUUGAUAAUCCUUCCACGCCGCUGCUGCAGUUGGAUUGGACCUGACCACAGAACGGGUAUCUUUCCCUUGAACGUGCGAGCCUCGUCUGGGGGCUUUUGUAUGGAUCUGUAUGGUGUUGAGCCGACGGGGUCGAGUGCAACGAAACCCCAGCCCGUCUCCCAGUAUCGUAUCCAUACCCGCACUCUUCCGUUACUCCGUGCACGCAUUCAUAUUAUA
Messenger RNA from Coccidioides immitis RS, 1464 nucleotides. RefSeq lists its product as uncharacterized. The transcript is spliced from 2 exons. Lineage: Eukaryota; Fungi; Ascomycota; Eurotiomycetes; Onygenales; Onygenaceae. Bases 695 to 1099 code for a protein of 134 amino acids. The record is from RefSeq and is a predicted model, not a curated record.